AUGGCAUCUUACGGUGCUGCAUUGCCCACUGUGGCUCGCAGCAUUCUUGCACCAUGUCGCCUACCUUUUAGGCAGAUGCCAAUGAUGCCUAUGGUGCCUGCUUUUACCGGUUUCCAGCAGUCACGAGGCAUGAAGAACAAGGCAAAGGAUAAGGGCAAGGGCAAGGGGAAGGCCACCAAGGCCGAUCGCCGAGGAGCAAAGGAUUUUCAGCAGAAGGAUUUGAAGGACAUGCAGCAGUUUGCCCUGUGCGAUGCUAUGCGGUAUAUUCGCGCAGUCGAGGUUGGCCGUGAACCUGCAAGCACCAAAUACGAAGUCCACAUUCGCCUGAAGUCAAGAAAGGAUGGCCCCGUCAUCCGAAACAUGAUCCGAUUCCCUCAUGCCGUCCAAACCGAAUCUCGCAUCUGCGUCAUCUGCGCCCCCGGAUCAAAGCAAGCGAAGGAUGCCCUGGCCGCAGGAGCGGUUCUUGUGGGGAGGACGAUCUUACCCGCAAUGAACAAGGCUGGACUGGGUCGGAUUCUGGGGCCUCGUGGUCUGAUGCCAAACACGAAGAACGGUACCGUCACCGAAGAUGUCGCAAACCGUGUUCAAAUGCUUCGCGGAGGUACCAUCUACCGUGAGCGUGACGCCGUCAUUCGUCUUCCCAUCGGACAAUUAGGAUUUUCUCCAGAACAGCUCCGGGACAACUUGCGCACUACGAUUGAGCAGGUCAAGAAGGAUGCCGCAGGCUUGAAUGACCAGAUCAACAAGCAGAUCUAUGAGAUUGUCUUGAGCUCAACGCACGGUCCCGGUUUCAGCCUGAAUGGCGAGUUCAAAAGCGAAAACUCUCCCCGACUCCUCUGCCUUGACUGGCGUGUAAAAUACCACUGUUUCUUCUAG
Messenger RNA from Penicillium chermesinum, 876 nucleotides. Its product is annotated as mitochondrial 54S ribosomal protein uL1m. The transcript has 4 exons. NCBI's taxonomy places the organism in Eukaryota, Fungi, Ascomycota, Eurotiomycetes, Eurotiales, Aspergillaceae. The record is from RefSeq and is a predicted model, not a curated record. Bases 1 to 876 code for a protein of 291 amino acids.